Melanotaenia boesemani (Boeseman's rainbowfish) is the source of this 3335-nucleotide messenger RNA. It is a transcript of the gene crmp1, whose product is annotated as collapsin response mediator protein 1. Gene Ontology annotation, cellular component: cytoplasm; cytosol. Gene Ontology annotation, molecular function: hydrolase activity, acting on carbon-nitrogen (but not peptide) bonds, in cyclic amides. The transcript is spliced from 14 exons. NCBI's taxonomy places the organism in Eukaryota, Metazoa, Chordata, Actinopteri, Atheriniformes, Melanotaeniidae. The record is from RefSeq and is a predicted model, not a curated record. The coding region runs from base 130 to 2160 and encodes 676 amino acids.
UAGUUCCCAGCGUCGAAUGAGUGCGCUUGCCUGGAGAGGCGGGACUGUGACCCGGUUUGACGUAAAACUAGCAAAACUGUCUGUAUCGCUUCAGACUGGGGGAAGUUCAAGUCUCCCGUAGAAGCCACGAUGUCCGACUGCAGGAGGCAGUGGAACCGGGAGGAUGAGCUCCCGGUGUACCUGGCGGGACCAAUCACCACCGGGCCAAACCAGAGGAAAACCUACGGGAUGUUCAGCUCCGUGGAGGGGGCGUUUGAGAGCAAGACCAUCGAUUUCGAUAACUACGCUGUGGGGAGGAAAGGGAGCCGCACGCCGAGAAGUGGGAGUCGGGAGAGGGUCUUGGACACUGUUGACCCCAUGGAGAGGGCGCCCGGAGAGGCCCGAGGGGGGUCACAGACCAAUUCGCCCGAGGAGACAGACGAUGCGCGGGCUGGUAUUGAGAUCAGAUUUUCUUCGGAAGAAGAAGGCCCAAAUGGAAAGAAUGAAAAACUGCUGAUCAAAGGAGGGAGAGUGGUCAAUGAUGACCAGUCUUUCUAUGCAGACGUCUACAUUGAGGAUGGGCUCAUCAAGCAGGUGGGGGAGAAUCUGGUUGUGCCGGGGGGUGUCAAGGUGAUUGAAGCCAAUGGCCGCAUGGUAAUACCAGGGGGGAUAGAUGUCAACACAUGCCUGAUGAAGCCCUACCUGGGCACAGAGCCUGCUGAUGAUUUCCUUCAGGGAACUAAGGCUGCCCUUGCUGGGGGAACCACCAUGAUUAUUGAUCAUGUGACCCCUCAUCCUGGGGACAGCCUGCUGGAGGCAUUUGAGCGCUGGCAGGAGGCUGCAGAUAAAAAGGCAUGUUGCGAUUACUCUCUGCACGUUGACAUCCCCCAGUGGAAUGAGAGUGUUAAAGAUGAGCUGGAGCUGCUGGUGCAGGAUAAAGGUAUUAACUCCUUUCAAGUCUACAUGGCUUACAAGGAUGUGUACCAGAUGACAGAUUCUCAGAUGUAUGAAGCGUUCUCCUUCUUGAAGCAGCUGGGUGCGGUGGUGUUAGUUCAUGCUGAAAAUGGAGACUUGAUCGCUCAGGAGCAGAGAAAAAUCCUUGGAAUGGGCAUCACUGGUCCUGAAGGCCAUCCUCUGAGUCGUCCCGAAGAGUUGGAGGCUGAGGCGGUGUUUCGUGCCAUCGUUCUUGGCAACCGUGUGAACUGUCCUGUCUACAUCACAAAAGUGAUGAGCAAAAGUGCAGCUGACACCAUCACUCAGGCUCGGAGGAAAGGUUCUGUGGUAUUUGGGGAGCCAAUUACAGCUAGCUUGGCAACUGACGGCUCUCAUUAUUGGAGCAAAAACUGGGCCAAAGCAGCUGCUUAUGUGACCUCUCCACCUUUGAGUCCUGACCCCACAACCCCAGACCAUCUCCACACACUGCUGGCUUGUGGGGACCUUCAGGUGGUGGGCAGCGCUCAUUGUGCAUACAGCACUUCCCAGAAAGCAGUUGGCAAAGACGACUUCACCUUAAUCCCCGAGGGAACCAAUGGAGUAGAGGAGAGGAUGGGCUUUGUCUGGGACAAAGCUGUGGCCAUGGGGAAGAUGGAUGAGAACCAGUUUGUGGCUGUCACGUCAACCAAUGCAGCUAAAAUCUUUAAUCUUUACCCACGUAAGGGUCGCAUAGCCGUGGGCUCCGAUGCUGACAUUGUCAUCUGGGACCCUGACAGCAUCAAAACCAUCACUGCCAAACUCCAGCAGUCGGCUGUAGAAUACAACAUCUUUGAGGGUCUGGAGUGCCGCGGUGGGCCAGCACUGGUGCUGAGUCAUGGUCAGAUAGUUUGUGAAGGGGGCAAACUGCAGGCUCAGCAGGGUACUGGUCGAUUCAUUCCACGCAAGCCCUUCCCAGACUACGCUUACCAACGCGUUAAGUUCAGAAAUCAGGUGAAGAAGCUGCAGUGUGUCACUCGUGGCAUUUAUGAUGGCCCUGUGUAUGAUGUUGCUCCCACUCCCAAAUACAUCACUCCUGCUCCGUCAGCUAAAACUUCCCCCACAUCUCACCAACCACCACCAGUUCGCAAUCUUCAUCAAUCCAACUUCAGCCUUUCAGGUGCUCAGAUUGACGACAACGUCCCUCGCAGAUCUGGCCACCGCAUUGUAGCACCCCCUGGUGGUCGCUCCAACAUCACCAGCCUUGGCUAAACACUUGACUGUGCACAGUGUGGCUGGGGUAGUUGGGACGGGGUCUUGAGUGUAUGCCUAAGUGUAUGUGUAUGACUGAGUGUGUGAGCACACUGGCGUGAAUGAAUGCCCAUUUUUUUUGUACAAUAGUGAUGCACUCUUUGAUGACCACUAUAAUUUUAUGAGCUUGACAUGGUCAUUUGCAAUAUGCAUAUGAAUACUUCCAAAAACAGUGUGACUCACAGUCAACUAUUUAAAUCUAGAAGAAGCUAAUGUUAACACACACACACACACACACACACACACACAAACAAAUCCGGCCUCAAUCCACUCAAACACAACCUUAGUAGGGUUUUUUUUUUAUGUAUGUUUUUCUUUCCAUCCUCUCUUGAGCAUGACUUCCUACUUGUUCUUACUCACCUUCCACUCCUUAAUGUAUGGGUCUGCUCAGAUAUGGUGCUCCUUUUCCACCAUCUGGUGGACAGCUGAAGAAAUAUCAGUUUUUUUUCCUGCAUCUGAUUUUAACUCUUUAGCAUUUUCCUGUAUAUUUUGAUGUCACUCCAAUGGCUUAGUUAUACGUACUGCAUGGACAACACUUUACACAUUGCACUACUCGUGUAUAAUUGUAGAAAUGAUGGGGCACUUAAAAUAGUAAUCAAAGCACAUCUGCAUUCAACAGCACAAACAUAUUAUACUGGUGAAUGUAUGCUUUGAAAAUUUUAUGGAAUUUACUUUGGAUGCAAACAGCUGUCCUGUUCAAAACAUGAAUUCAUCUAUAAGAUGUUACUGUAUCUGCAAUAAAAGCAAUGCGAGUCUCCUCCAUCAGACACUAUAUGCAAUGUCAAUGCUCUUCUGUGAGGUGUGAAAGUAGAUCAGUAGCUAAGCGGAAACAACAGUUGAAUUACAUGAUGUGCUUACAGCAAAGACUUCACCGUGUGCGUCAUCGUUUUCUGCCAAUUGCUCUUUCGCUUCUUAUAAUGAUAUUCUGAAUUUACUGCUGUAAAAGGGCUUUGUCUCCUACCACCGCUCUUCAAAACUUCAUUGACAAUCUUUUUAAUAAUUGUUUUAUUCAUUUCAUUAUUUCCAGGUGUUUUCUUCAGUAUGUUAUAUUUGGUGUUUCUGUGCCGCUCUGCUUUUCUUGUUGUUGUUUGAUGUCUCCAAUGGAACCACUAAUUAUUAAUAAAGACUUGACUGUU